Spinacia oleracea (spinach) is the source of this 1564-nucleotide messenger RNA. RefSeq names its product V-type proton ATPase subunit E. The transcript has 6 exons. The coding region runs from base 512 to 1243 and encodes 243 amino acids. Gene Ontology annotation, biological process: proton transmembrane transport. The record is from RefSeq and is a predicted model, not a curated record. Gene Ontology annotation, cellular component: proton-transporting two-sector ATPase complex, catalytic domain. Gene Ontology annotation, molecular function: proton-transporting ATPase activity, rotational mechanism. Lineage: Eukaryota; Viridiplantae; Streptophyta; Magnoliopsida; Caryophyllales; Amaranthaceae.
UUUUUUUUUUCUUACAUCCAUCUAUCUUUUUAUACAUCUAUCUUAUUUUACCAUAUUUUAUUAUAUUAACUCACUCUUUUAGUAGUUGUUUAUUAUGUGUACAUUCGAUGAAGCUUUACGAGUCCCAUGUUAUAGAGGACGCAAGAACGAUUAUAGAGAGUAACGAGAACGUACAAACGGAAUGAAUGGGCCAUUCCGUUUGCCAAUGAAGUUUAAAAGGGAAUGAUGGGCUAUUGUUGGAAAACCACGAGAAGCCCAACAAAAAAUGGGCGACAUACGUAAUGUACGUUAUGAAUGGUUUUUUUAACCGGCAAAUCUCUGAAAAAUUCAAAGGUUGAUUUGAAGAAUCGGCCGGCAAUUGGGGAGCAGAUGUGAUCCUUGACAAACACAACCAACCAAUCCGUUUCCAAUUUGUUUUUGUGAAUCAUAAUUAUCAUCAUUGCAAUUCGUAAUUCGUAAUUCGUAAUUUGGAAAUUGUAAUUGAAUUUCGGAAAGUGAAGAAGAAGCUAGGAUGGACGAUGGAGACGUAUUGAAGCAGAUACAUCAAAUGGUGGAGUUCAUCCGCCAGGAAGCCAUCGAACGAUCCAACGAAUUCUCUGUCUCUGCCGAUGAGGAAUUCAACAUUGAGAAACUACAAUUAGUAGAAGCUGAAAAGAAGAAGAUUAGACAAGAAUAUGAGCGCAAGUACAAACAGGUGGAAGUCCGCAAAAAGAUUGAGUAUUCAAUGCAGCUGAAUGCUUCAAGGAUAAAGUUCUUACAAGCUCAAGAUGAGAUUGUGAAAGACAUGAAAGAAGCUGCUUCCAAGGAGCUUCUUCGUGUUUCUGACGAUCAGACUGCUUAUUCCUACAAGAAGCUUCUCCAAGCUUUUUCUGAAGCCUCCAACUACAAGAAGCUUCUCCAUGCCUUGAUUCUUCAGAGUUUGCUACGUUUGAAGGAGCCUUCUGUGUUGUUACGCUGCAGGGAGGUGGACAAGAAAGCAGUUGAGUCUGUACUCGAGGAUUGUAAACGAGAAUAUGCUGAGAAAACUCAAGUACGCGCACCCACAAUUACCAUUGAUAAGGUCUAUCUCCCUCCACCUCCCUCUGCCUCAGACCACCAUGCUCCCUCAUGCUCGGGAGGAGUAGUUAUGGCUUCUCGGGAUGGAAAGAUAGUUUUUGAAAAUACUCUGGAUGCACGCCUAGAUGUGGCAUUUCGGAAGAAAUUACCUGAGAUACGCAAGCACAUUUUUGGGCAGAGUCCAUAGUGUGGUGCAGCUAAUGAAGAUUCAAACAAGGACAUACCAAGUAUAUAGAGUCGUUACUUAAUGCUUUACUUAUGAAUUGCAUUGUCAUUGGCUUUACUUGUUAUCAGGAAUAAAAGUAAUGUAUUUAUCAAGCCUAGAAUAAAUGCAAGUUUUUUAAUCUUGCUAAGCAUGGAGUGCUAAUUUAGUUCUUCCCCUUUUCCAAAUCAGAAGGAGUGAAAUGAACAACUUAUUCUUGUAAUUUAAAAUUUUAAAGUGUAAUAAUUUGAAGAAUAAUACUUUCUUCUCAAUUACUCCGUAUAUAAAGUUUGAACUUCAAAGAAA